AUGGGUGAUGAGAGUAGAGAGAAGGGUGAUGAGAGUAGGGAGAAGGGUGAUGAGAGUAGGGAGAAGGGUGAUGAGAGUAGGGAGAAGGGUGAUGAGAGUAGGGAGAAGGGUGAUGAGAGUAGGGAGAAAGGUGAUGAGAGUAGGGAGAAGGGUGAUGAGAGUACGGAGAAGGGUGAUGAGAGUAGGGUGAAGGGUGAUGAGAGUAGUGAGAAGGGAGAAGGGAAUCGCAAGGGUGGUGAGAGUAGGGAGAAGGGUGAUGAGAGAAGGGAGAUGGGAGAUGAGAGUAGGGAGAAGGGUGGUGAGAGUAGGGAGAAGGGGGAUGAGAGUAGGGUGAAGGGUGAUGAGAGUAGGGAGAAGGGUGAUGAGAGUAGGGAGAAAGGUGAUGAGAGUAGGGAGAAGGGAGAUGAGAGUACGGAGAAGGGUGAUGAGAGUAGGGCGAAGGGUGAUGAGAGUAGUGAGAAGGGAGAAGGGAAGCGCAUGGCUGAUGAGAGUAGGGAGAAGGGUGAUGAGAGAAGGGAGAAGGGAGAAGGGAGAAGGGAGAAGGGAGAUGAGAGUAGGGAGAAGGGUGGUGAGAGUAGGGAGAAGGGUGAUGAGAGUAGGGUGAAGGGUGAUGAGAGUAGGGAGAAGGGUGAUGAGAGUAGGAAGAAGGGUGAUGAGAGUAGGGAGAAGGGAGAUGAGAGUGGGGAGAAGGGUGAUGAGAGUAAGGAGAAGGGUGAUGAGAGUAGAGAGAAGGGUGAUGAGAGUAGGGAGAAGGGUGAAGAGAGUAGGGAGAAGGGUGAUGAGAGUAGGGAGAAGGGUGAUGAGGGUGGGGAGAAGGGUGAUGAGAGUAGGGAGAAGGGUGAUAAAAGUAGGGAGAAGGGAGAUGAGAGUAGGGAGAAGGGUGAUGAGAGUAGGGAGAAGGGUGAUGAGAGUAGGGAGAAGGGUGAUGAGAGUAGGAAGAAGGGAGAUGAGAGUAGGGAGAAGGGAGAUGAGAGUAGGGAGAAAGGUGAUGAGAGUAGGGAGAAGGGAGAAGGGUGA
Messenger RNA from Closterium sp. Naga37s-1, 1017 nucleotides. Lineage: Eukaryota; Viridiplantae; Streptophyta; Zygnematophyceae; Desmidiales; Closteriaceae. The record is from the annotation of a GenBank genome assembly.